This is a messenger RNA of Diabrotica virgifera virgifera (western corn rootworm), 1071 nucleotides long. RefSeq names its product metaxin-2-like. The coding region runs from base 97 to 1044 and encodes 315 amino acids. Gene Ontology annotation, biological process: mitochondrion organization. The record is from RefSeq and is a predicted model, not a curated record. Lineage: Eukaryota; Metazoa; Arthropoda; Insecta; Coleoptera; Chrysomelidae. The transcript has 2 exons. Gene Ontology annotation, cellular component: SAM complex.
GUUGUCAAAAUCGAUAACACUAACCUAAUUUUUGUAAAAAGGGGCGCGGUUUUAAUCAUUUAUAUUUAUUUUGUGUUACUUAGUAGGUCUAAAGGCAUGCAAAUGUUGGCUAAAAACGAACACAAUGUAGAACCUGAAUUAAAAUCGAAUUUAUUGAAAGAAAAUUUGGAAGUGCAACGAUUAGAUAGCGAUACGAACACCAACAAAUUAAAACGCGAUGAUGGCAAAACCGAGAUAUCUACAAAAGAAAUUUCUACAGAACGAAUUUCCACAUCAACAUCAUUAAUAGUUCAUGGUCCAUCAAAUAGAUCUUCCUCUACGAGUUCAGAGUUAGAGUGGGUAGACAAAAUUACUGUCAUUAAUAAAAUGGAUAAACAGAUGAUCCUAUAUGAAUACGCAAAUUCAUUGGCAAUUCAAGCAUUUCUAAAAAUGUGCAACUUGGGGUAUGAAAUCGAAGAACGAGAAAAUGCUGCUGAUAUGUCCCCUACACGAACUAUUCCAUUCAUCAAGGUUGAAAAGUGUAUAGUUGGGGAACUAGAACAUAUCAUUCAUUUUAUAAAAAAUAAGAAUAUAAAUUUAUCAGAUAAAUUAUCACAUGGUCAGAAAAUCGAUUUGAAUUCCUAUAUGGCGUUGGCUAACAAUUUAAAGUUAGUUGAAAUUUAUGUUUGCUGGAGAGAUAAGAAAAUUUAUAAGGAAGUAACAAGACUAAAAAAUGGAUCUGUGUACCCAUGGCCAUUAAACUGGAUUCAUACCCUCAUGAGACGAAACCAAGCGAAUAAAUACCUAAAGAGCUUCGAGUGGAACGAUAAAAGUUUAUCCGAGGUUCUUUAUGAAUUCGAACGCACUUGUGACGCUUUAAACCGGAGAUUAGACGGAAAAACCAGGUUUUUUGAGAUUGGCGAUACAGAGCUUGAUGCCUGCGUAUUUGGACAUUUAUAUGCCGUUUUGUAUACUCCUUUUCCAAAGAAUUAUCUAGUAAAUUAUGUAAAAGGAUUUCCGAAAUUGAUCAAAUUUGUUAAAAGAGUUAAAAAAGAGUACUUUUAAAAUGUACAUUAAACGUUUUGGAAAUAA